AUGUUUGAGUCUGAGGAGUACUCUGAUAGUGAGAAAUAUUUAAAGGUCUCUUUGGAGUAUAUCAAUUCGUUGCCAAGAGAGAAGAAGAUCAGUUAUUGCAAUAUUAUUCAAGAUAUUUAUAACCACCUUGGUAUCAUCCACUGUAAUAGAGACAACCAUCCUAAAGGAUUGCCUUACUUUGCUAAGGCAGAGCAGAUUUAUGAGUUAGUCAAAUGAAUUAAACUUCCAUGCCCACAGGUGAGGAAUAACUUAAGAGAGUUCCUUCGCGAGUCUAACUCUGAAUCUACAACUCCUAGUAAGAGUGAUGCAUAUGGGUUCAACACCCACAGUGUGCACGCUUUUUAUAUUGACGGAGGUAUUGAUAGAGUCCAAGUAGAGAGAAACUAUACUUUAACAUUAUUCUAUCUUGCUCAGGUUUAUACUAAGUUACAAAAGAGCGAGAAAGCAGUCGGAUAUUGCGCUCAAACUGUAAAGAGACAACUUGAAACUAAUGAGUACGAGGUUAAAGAUUGGAGUACAAAUUGUGUAAACUUGUCCGAAUAUUUUAUUGAAAACAACCACUUCAGCCAAGCAGAGUAUUGUCUUUUUGCAGCAAUUUCUAUUCUUCCUCCUCCAAACCAAGUUGAAGAAGAUCAGGAGCUAAGAGCAAUGCUUCAGGCCCAGAUUGGUCGGUACUAUCUCCAUAGGCUCAGAUUUGGAAUAGAUCUGCACAAGAAAGGUGCAAGUAUUGGAUUAGAAGGGCCUCUUUAUGACACAGUCCAUCGGAAAUUUAUUGAAUUUCCUUCCCUCAACCUGAAAUGGCCAGAGAUUACAGAUGUAAACGACAUUGAACAGGCAAAAUUCUUCUUUAGACUAGGAAACACUCAAUUUAAAUAAAGCAUUAGAAUUCUUCUCACUUGACGGAUAUGUGACAGAUAACUGUAGAGUCAAGAAAGACAUCUCAGAUUUGUACAAGUGUAUCAUUGAUAUGGAGCAGAGCAAGCCUCGGAUCUAUGCCAUGUACGAGAGAAGAAGAGAUUUGCUAGAGCCGAUUGUCUCCGUAAUUAACCCAGAAGCAUACGAAGCCCUUUGGACAGAGCUUAGUGUUGAAUUAGUCACAAUGCUGCAUGAAGCGUUUGAUUUAAAGUAUCAAGAGCUUAAGGAAGCCAAGAAGAUGCCUAAAAAAUCUCAAUUUGAGAUACUUAAUGUUUAUGGAAAGGGUGCAAUCAAGCAUGGUCUUCUUGUUGCUGAAAAGCUUGAAACACUAAAAGAAAUUGAAGAUAGAGAUUCUUAUGUCCAAUCAGUCAUCAAUCAAAGGCUAGCGGUUGGUAAAAUCUAUUCCAAACUUUACGAUAAGGAUAAGAAAGUCAUAGUAGAAUAUUAUUCCAAAGCUUUGGAAAACUACAAACAACUCGAGAAGCACUUGAAAGACUACAGAACAAGGAACGAUUUUACUCAGGAACUAGAAGAGCAGUUUAACCUCUGCAAGGAAAUGAUUGAUCUUCUCCCUAUAAAGAUGGAGAAGUUAAGAAAUGAAAGUUAG
This is a messenger RNA of Moneuplotes crassus, 1522 nucleotides long. The record is from the annotation of a GenBank genome assembly. Lineage: Eukaryota; Ciliophora; Spirotrichea; Euplotida; Euplotidae.